AUGUCUACUGCGAUGCAGGGUGUGGGUGGUGAGCGGCACUCGUCUGCCAUGAGUAUAGGAAGUGGGUAUGGUGGAAGAGGGGGCUCGAGAGGUUCCAUCAGUGGCGCUCAACCUAUAUCCAUGUCUGGUCAAAACAAACCGCGGCGAGAGAGUCUGGCAGGGAGUAUGGUAACAGGGAUGAGCUGGGGAGGUCAGUCAGUUGGAAGCUGGAUACGGGACGACAUCAUCAUGCAAGGCACUUCUCCCUUUUCCCAUCAGUCGCAAUCAUUUCAUUCAUCGUCGUACCAACCCAAGCUCGAAGCCGAUUUCAUGCGCGACUUUUCGUGCUGUGGAUUGACGUUACCAUCUUUACACGAUCUACUGGAGCAUUAUGAAGACAAUCAUCACCAACAAAUGCGCGGCUCUUCCACCGAAGGUCCUCUCCCAGAUCCAAAGGCUGCGAUUGCAACCAACGCAGCAGCCGCAAUCAAAGACCCGAAAUCCCAACAACAGAUUCCAAAGACUGCGACUCCGCAAAGGUCAAAUACCCCUAUACAAUCGCAGAAGACGCCCACACAGACGCAGAGCUUUGCCGUUCAAUCCAGUCAGGAAGAUGAGACAGUUGGGACUAUGGAGAUGGAUGAUGACUUUUCGCAACCUCAGAUGCAGCAGUAUGCGAUGAACCCACCACGACCGGUCCAAAGAAGUCAAUUCGGGCAGCCGGCACAACGAACACCCCAGCUUGAUAUGGGCGCUGUAAAUGGAAACAAUGCGUACCUUCAGCAUCAAGGUCUUAAACAUUCGCCUACUACCCCAGCGAACGGAAAUAGACCAUAUUAUCAACAUAAUCCUACAGUCUCUUCAGUAAAUACUCCAACGCUCACUGCAGGUCCCAGCAACCACCCUUUGCAACAAGAACAAUUCUACACCCCCCAGUCCUCCGCUCCCGGCACACCACGGGAACUCGACGCUAACUUCAUCGACAACAUGAACCAGAUGAGCAUGUCCUUCCUGCCCAAUGCGACCGGCUUCAACGAUUGGAAUUAUCAACCAAAUAAUGAGAUGCUAGACCUGUGUAUCGACGAACCUGCCAAGCGGCUCUUUGCUCGUAACGAUGGCACGUCUUCAUUUCCACCAAUCACUACAACAAAUACUGCGGCGACAUCGAGCAACGGUCCAACGUCCUCGGGCACGACUUCGUCAGCCCCUGCUUCUGCCGUUCAACUUGGCGACGGUCAGUAUAGCGAAAACAGCACUCUCGCAAAGACUAUCCGACAAGCACAAGCCGACGCUGGAGUUCCAGAUCCCUCAGCGGAUGGGAUUCCUAAGCCCUUCCACUGCCCGGUUAUUGGCUGUGAGAAAGCGUACAAGAACCAAAAUGGGCUCAAAUACCACAAACAGCACGGCCACAACACGCAAACCCUCCAAUCCAACAGCAACGGCACUUUUAGCAUCGUCGAUCCAGACACCCUCGUCCCCUUUGAAGGCACCCGAGGAAUGGAAAGAUUAAAGCCAUACAUGUGCCAGAGUUGCGGAAAGCGAUACAAGAACUUGAACGGGCUGAAAUAUCACAAGGCACACAGCAGCGGGUGCGACCCGGAGAUCUGCUACCCGAAAGGCGUUGACGGAGUGGCGGCCGGUGAGGCAGGGGCCAACAUCAAAGGCGGAGGCAGAGUGAGUAAGGCCGGAAGUAAGAGAAAUAGUCUCAUUAUGGCUACGCAAGAGGAGAAAGAGGGGGCUCGAAUCCCGGUGGAGGUGGGACCGAAGGGGGAGCAGAUGGUGAUGUGA
Messenger RNA from Bacidia gigantensis, 1767 nucleotides. RefSeq lists its product as uncharacterized. Gene Ontology annotation, cellular component: nucleus. Lineage: Eukaryota; Fungi; Ascomycota; Lecanoromycetes; Lecanorales; Ramalinaceae. The record is from RefSeq and is a predicted model, not a curated record. The transcript is spliced from 2 exons. Bases 1 to 1767 code for a protein of 588 amino acids.